ACCGUGCUCAACUUUGCUCUGACUCUGGAAAACCUAGAAGCGCAACUCUACCAGGAGGCGUUGGCAAUUUUUCCGCCGGCAGUCAUGCAGAAAGCUGGAUUGAGUGCCUUUCAACUAACUGACGAGCAAACCCAUGUACAGACGCUUCAAGCUGCUAUCCAGGCUGCUGGUGGGACGCCCUUCGCUGGCUGCCAAUUCAACUUUCGUUCCGUCCUUACCGACCCAAUCACUUUCAUAUCUAGCGCACGAUCCAUUGAAGCCGCUGGUGUGAGUGCCUACAUCGGAGCGGCCUCUCUGAUCACCAAUGCAGGCGUUCUUGGGGCUGCUGCCACCAUUCUUCCCAUUGAGAGUCGACAUUCUACGCUUCUAAACCUCUUCGCUGGAGGUAGCGGGACGCCUCAGGCUUUCGAUAUUCCAUUGGCACCCCCUCAAGUACUAGCGAUCGUUGGUGGUCUCCUUCAAAAUUGU
Melampsora larici-populina 98AG31 is the source of this 468-nucleotide messenger RNA. RefSeq lists its product as uncharacterized. The annotation marks the transcript as partial. The record is from RefSeq and is a predicted model, not a curated record. NCBI's taxonomy places the organism in Eukaryota, Fungi, Basidiomycota, Pucciniomycetes, Pucciniales, Melampsoraceae. The transcript has 2 exons.